AUACCAACACUGAAGCAAACACAAUGCAUCGUCACACUGCGUCGCUCCUCUCCUGCCGGCUGGCGGCUACCAGUCUCGCUUCUCGCUGCCAGUCGCCAAGUUGUUGUCGAGUUACCAUAGGGUUAUUGUUGAUAGCGCUUUUUCGCUGUGUGCUAAACGGAAGUCGGCCACUGAUAUUUCAACAAUGGGUCACGAAGGAGAAGUUACUCUUAUUCAGAAUUCUGAUGACUUGAAGAGUAAACUUAAAGACGCAGGCAAUAACUUGGUCGUCAUCGACUUCUUUGCUGUAUGGUGUGGGCCGUGCAAGAUGAUUGGACCACUGAUUGAAGAAUUGUCAAAGGAAAUGCAGGAUGUUGUUUUCCUUAAAGUCGAUGUGGACGAGUGUGACGAUAUUAGUGCUGAAUAUGAGAUAUCCAGUAUGCCUACAUUUGUUUUUAUAAAGGAAGGCAAAGUGUUGGAGACCUUUUCCGGCGCUAACAUCGAAAAACUUAAAAAUACUAUUCAAAAACAUAAAUAAAUAAAUUGUCACGAACGUUUAAAUAUAUACUUAAAAACUGUAAAAGGAUACUGGAUUAGCUAUAAUUACUAUUUUACACAAAUAACAUAGAAUGGCUAUUUAAAUAGAAAAGAAUUUAUAUUAUUUACAUUAUACGGCAUGCAUUACACACUUAUUGAAACAGAUUGAAGCAAUUACAUUUAAUAAUGGAAAAAUUAUUUCUAUACAUUUUGCUUUGCAAUGUACGAUAAACUUACAAAUAUAUGAUUAUUAAACAAAA
This is a messenger RNA of Solenopsis invicta (red fire ant), 776 nucleotides long. RefSeq names its product thioredoxin-2. Gene Ontology annotation, molecular function: protein-disulfide reductase activity. The record is from RefSeq and is a predicted model, not a curated record. The coding region runs from base 185 to 517 and encodes 110 amino acids. The transcript has 4 exons. NCBI's taxonomy places the organism in Eukaryota, Metazoa, Arthropoda, Insecta, Hymenoptera, Formicidae.